AUGAGUUCAACAUUUUCACUUGCACCAAAGCCUUACAUUAGAGAGAGCAAUGGAAAUCUCCUGCCCCCAAAAUCUAUGCUCACAACAAUAAGAGCUGAAGUGAUUACAGCUCCCAAGCAAAGAAACACACGUAGUUUUCCUGAACUAUCAAUACAAGGCAUUCCUGUUGCUGAUUUGCAUGUACAAGAAAUUGUUCAGAGGCAAUCCAAGAGCAUAGCCAAGGUAGGUACUAGCCGAAAGUCACAGUUUGAUCCAAGCUUUCUUGAAGAAGCAUAUCAAAGGUGCAGGAACAUUUGUGCAGAAUACGCCAAGACCUUCUAUUUAGGUACUUUGCUAAUGACAGAGGAGCGUCAAAAGGCAAUAUGGGCAAUCUAUGUUUGGUGUAGAAGAACAGAUGAACUGGUUGAUGGCCCCAAUUCUGGGCACAUGAACUCGGAAGUUCUUGAUAGCUGGGAAGAGAGACUAGAAGACAUUUUCGAAGGACGGCCUUAUGACAUGCUUGAUGCUGCAUUGACUCAUACUGUUCUCAGCUUCCCCUUAGACAUAAAGCCUUUUAGAGACAUGAUCGAGGGUAUGCGAAUGGACACAAGAAAAUGCCGAUAUCAGAAUUUUCAAGAGCUUUAUCUCUACUGCUACUAUGUAGCUGGAACUGUUGGCCUAAUGAGCGUUCCUGUAAUGGGAAUUGCACCUGAUUCUCUGAAUUCUACUCAAAGUACAUAUGAUGCUGCACUCUACUUGGGUAUAGGGAAUCAACUCACAAACAUACUUAGAGAUGUUGGAGAGGAUGCUGCAAGAGGUAGAGUUUAUCUUCCUCAAGAUGAGCUUGCACAGUUUGGGUUAUGCGACAACGAUGUUUUUGCAAGAAAGGUCACUGAUCAAUGGAGAAAGUUCAUGAAAGAACAGAUUUCUAGAGCCAGAUUCUAUUUCAACCUGGCAGAAGAAGGUGCUUCUCAACUUGACAAAGAUAGCCGUUGGCCGGUAUGGUCAUCCUUGCUGAUAUACCGAAACAUCUUGGACGCAAUUGAGGAAAAUGACUACGAUAACUUGACAAAGAGAGCAUAUGUAGGGAGAGCUAAGAAACUUCUCAUGUUGCCUAUGGCUUACACAAAAUCUCUUCAUACACCUAGUUUGAUCUCUCAGUAG
Messenger RNA from Fragaria vesca subsp. vesca, 1143 nucleotides. RefSeq names its product phytoene synthase, chloroplastic-like. Gene Ontology annotation, biological process: carotenoid biosynthetic process. The record is from RefSeq and is a predicted model, not a curated record. The transcript is spliced from 6 exons. Bases 1 to 1143 code for a protein of 380 amino acids. Gene Ontology annotation, molecular function: geranylgeranyl diphosphate synthase activity. Lineage: Eukaryota; Viridiplantae; Streptophyta; Magnoliopsida; Rosales; Rosaceae.